UCUCUCCCGUACAGUUACUGAUGAGGUACUGGCAGCCGGUACGAGAUGGUCCCACUCUCUGGAAUGCCCACACGGAACCCUGGGACACCUGGAUUCCACUCAUCUGCUUCAUCCUCCACUUUGUUGCUUGGCUGAUCAUCUUUAGCAUCAUUCUCAUCUUCGACUAUGCUGAACUGAUGGGGAUCAAACAGGUUUAUUACCACUGCCUGGGCAUGGGGGAUCCGUUGGCCGUGAAAUCCUCAAACGCCGUCCGUCUCUAUGCCCACCUUCGCCACCCUGUGUACCUGGAGUUCCUUCUCCUCCUCUGGGGCGUCCCCUGCCUCUCUCUCGACCGCCUGCUCCUUGCCUUGCUCUUCACAGCCUACCUGACCUGUGCCCACAGCCUGGAUCACCGAGACUACCUCUACCUCCGAGCGCAGCUUGACAAGAAGUUUCAGGUCUUCUCCAGAGAGGAGGCGGCUUAUGGCAACCUACUGGCUCAAAAUGGGCCCCCGGCCUACAAGGAGAACUGAAGAAAGGUCCCAAUAGGGUGACAGUUCUGGCUUGUCAGGCCAUGGCAGACUGGUCCCCUUGCUCUCUCCUGUGCUAAAGCACGGAAUGAUGCAAUGUAUUCAAUCUUCCUUUGUUCUUUAUGCACUGAAGCUUGAGCGGCUUACCAAAAGAACUCAGGAGUUCUGGCUUCCGGCACCCCCGCUUUGCUUUGCCUUGCAGCAGCACCUGCACAGAAUUGUAACUUACAGCACAGAAUCCACUAGGUCAGAGUCCUCUGUAGGGUAGAUUGAAGCUCGGGAUGUUUACUUUGUCUCCCAAAUUUGGGACAAGGAACAGUAUGUAGAGGGUUAGAAUUGUGUAUUCACACUGCAGAAUUUUGUUCCCAGCUGUAGGAAGAAGAGCUGGACAGCAUCUGCACAGUGUUGCCAGUAUUUUUUUCCUCGAAGGUUCCUGUAUCUUUAACAGCUGCAUGCCAGGCUGGAAUUGUACAGGCAACACUGUACAUCCUUGAGAAAGCUGUAUCGGUAAGAUUUCUGCCUGUCGCAGAUGUUAAGGCACCGGAGCUCUGCCAAUACAAGAGCUGGCAACCCCGUGUUUUCCAGUUCUUUAAUAUUAUUCUUUGUGCCUACGUUCAUUAUUAUUUUUAAAGCUCUGUAACAGAGAUUGUGCCAAGAGGAUUUUAAAGUAUUAUGUUUUAACUUCACUACUGAGUAAGAAUUGUUCCUAAAUGGUAGGAGCCUUGGGAAUUUGUGAAAUGGCCCGUGAGGGGUUUUUUAGACAUUCGUGUUCUUCUGGGAUAAAAUCUCCAAGACCUUGAUUAAUCUCCUGUCCUCGUGUGUGUUUUUCCUCUGAGUCACUUCCUUCCUAGCUAUACCAAUGGCAGCAUUGACUCAGAAGCUGGUGUAUCACAAGGGAAAGUGGUUUCCAAAGGGCAAAUGUCCCAGUUCUAUCUGGACUGGGAAUGAGAGAUCCCUUAAACCAUAGGUGUCAAACUCGCGGCCUUCCAGAUGUUAUGGACUCCAGUUCCCAUCAGCCCCUGCCAGCAUCGUGCUGGCAGGGGAUGAUGGGAACUGUAGUCCAUAACAUCUGGAGGGCUGCGAGUUUGACACCAGUGCCUUAAACCCUUUUCAUAGGAAUUAAUUGAAAAAAACCCUCUCUUCUUCAAAACAAUUGGAAACAUCCACUGAUUUCUGUAAGCUUUGGAUCGAUUUUAAAUUGACAUUUUGUGUGUUCUUUUGGUCCAGAGGUCCAUUGUUUGCGAUCAUAGGCUUUUAAAAUUGGAAAUCAGCGUUUCUAGGUUUGACGGUUAGAUCUGGGGGUGGAAGGGCUGUCGCUGUCCGUCCUGCAAACAGAGCUCUGAAAUAAGAGAACGCUCUUCGGUUCAAGAAUGUCCCCUUCUUGCUAAAUGGGUGCUACCUUUCUGAUUAGGGUUGACGCCAUCCUAGAGGAUGUGGGGAGAGGCUAGCAUUCCUAGAGUUCAUAAUCGCAUACUUGGGUAGGGUCACCAGGUCCAGAUCCUAAGAGGUGCCUUGUAUCUCCAAAGUGAGAAUCCCGCCAGACUCAGCAUCACAGAAAGCAUUCCUAGUGGAAACGUUUGCUCCAGGUGUCAUCCUGUCUUCUAUACAAUUUCUAAACAUGCAGGUGUGCUUGCAAGGUCUGAAUCUGACAACUUUUAAUAUGGAUGGAAUCUGAGCAUUAUAAUGCCUGCAGCUGGCAUUGAACCAGGAAUCUAGCUUUAUUUUUGUAAUGCAAUGCCUUGAAAACCCAGCCGCUUGCUUCGCGUGCUUGCCUGACUUUUUCCUUGGUGUAAUUUUUAUAUAUGUUGAUGGAAUAUUUUUUAAUUGUGGAUUUCUGCACGGUGCGAGAAAACAGUUUUUUAAAAAGUCGUCUACAACAA
Sphaerodactylus townsendi is the source of this 2389-nucleotide messenger RNA. RefSeq names its product nurim-like. NCBI's taxonomy places the organism in Eukaryota, Metazoa, Chordata, Lepidosauria, Squamata, Sphaerodactylidae. Bases 21 to 512 code for a protein of 163 amino acids. Gene Ontology annotation, cellular component: nuclear membrane. The transcript has 2 exons. The record is from RefSeq and is a predicted model, not a curated record.